This is a messenger RNA of Angiostrongylus costaricensis, 1053 nucleotides long. The record is from the annotation of a GenBank genome assembly. Lineage: Eukaryota; Metazoa; Nematoda; Chromadorea; Rhabditida; Metastrongylidae.
AUGAAGUCGUCUUCACUUCCUACGUUCUUUCCGUCGCAAUGUAAUGGUAACGAAGAUUCCACAAAAUCCAUCGAAUGGAUGAAAUUCACGAUGGCUUUCAUCUUUUCCGCAUUGUCGAUCAUCGGAAUUGUUGGCAACAUUCUCGUGAUCACGGUAGUCUUCAAAGUACGAGGAAUGAAAACACCGACGAACUGUUAUCUGGUAUCACUGGCAGUGAGUGACACACUAUUCUUCAUUGCAACCACUCCGACGGAACUUUCGUCACUUUUCACAAAAGACUAUCCAUUCGGAUCAAUAUGCUGCUCACUCUUCACGUACUUACCGUAUUUGGCGAUAAACACGUCCUCCCUCUCCAUCACUGCGUUCACCGUUGAGCGCUUCAUCGGUGUUUGUCAUCCAUUUUGGGCCAGGACGAUUUGUACGGUGAAACGAGCCAAACUGAUCAUCUUCAUUAUUUGGGUUUUUUCGUUUAUUUAUAAUUUUCCAUGGCUUUUCCUUUCGGGUCUGAUUGUUGACGAAGAAGGCGGUUACUGUGAUUUUAAGAUGGGCAGAGAAGACUGGAAGUAUAAGGUAAUGUAUGUCGGUGAUUUGGUUGGAUUCUAUGUGAUUCCCAUGUUUCUCAACAUCGUUAUCUACGUGAAAAUCGCUAUCGUUCUUAGCCAUUGCGAAGAUAAUAAGAAAUACAGUGAUUCAGCAAGAAAAAAUAUAGAAAAAUUUAUACACUUCUAUGAUCCAUUUUCACGAGUGGUGAAAAUGCUGGCACUGGUGGUGUUCGUCUUCGCCACUUGUUGGCUACCGUACAGGGCGAUGGUGGUGAACAACUCGUUUCGUGACGAGAAAUGGAACACAGACGGGUAUAUCUUCUUCUCAAAGACCAUGAUAUUCAUAAAUUGCGCUAUCAAUCCGAUUCUUUACAAUUUGAUGUCGGCACGGUUUCGUGCUGCAUUUCGAAGCUUAUUAAAUGGAAAAACUGCCAUAAACCAUCCGCGACCACCGAAGAUGACAAUAAUGGCAAAGAUCGAGAACGGCAAACCGACAUUGGCACCGGCGUAG